This is a messenger RNA of Exophiala oligosperma, 1205 nucleotides long. RefSeq lists its product as uncharacterized. The record is from RefSeq and is a predicted model, not a curated record. Lineage: Eukaryota; Fungi; Ascomycota; Eurotiomycetes; Chaetothyriales; Herpotrichiellaceae. Bases 162 to 920 code for a protein of 252 amino acids. The transcript has a single exon.
UUUGACUUAGCAUUCUUAUCCUUUUUUUGUAUUGUGUCACUUGAAACUACUUUAUAAACAAGUAAACAUUACAAGAAUCGUAACGAAUAUACCUCGACCACCCAAGAUUUUUUAGUUUGCUUUUUUUUCCCAAAAAAAACAAAAGGUACGAGACACAAAAAAUGUCAUUCACCGCGAACUCCAAGGCACCUCGGAUCCAUCCAGACCAGGCUCCCCAGGAGCCGACGGGUCAAGUCGCGGCAGACUCUCUGGCGGCAGAAUCCUUGAGUCGGCGAGGAGAAUUUUCGAAAAACGUCCACGCCGAGGCUUCGUCCGUGUCGGGGUCUUCAUCGACCCUGAACAACACCGACACAUCGGCGGCCAAAGUUCUCCGACCGGCUCCUGAUAGCGCGGCGAGAGGAGAUGACGACGAGCAGACAAGCCCAGGGGGGGAAGCGGCGGCACCGGCCGGAGCAAGUGACUUUGGAGCGUCGACGACCCUGCAAGGAAGCAAGACUGGACCAGAUCCAAACAUCAAAUCCAGUGGUACGAACACGGGCUCGUCGACCGGCACGUCAACCGGCGUACGUCCUCACGUCGACGUCGCACCCGGGUACACGGCCAGCGUGACCGGGACGGCCGCACCGAAGGGAACCUAUCAACCCAAAGGUGACAAUCUGGAAGACGCGGACGAGACGGAAACGAUGCCCAAAGGACCCAAAACUUUUGUCGGGGACGUCGGAGGACAAGACGAUCCGGGGAGGUCGGCGGAACAAAAGUUCGUCGCCAGAAAUACCGGCGGGGUCGAACCGAACACGUCCUCUGGUGAUCCUGGAGGUCGUGCUCAGAGACGAGCGGCAGACUCUACCGCCUCGGGAGGAGCGGUGGUGGGUGAACAAGGUGGAAGUUUUGGUGCCUUGAGUGGCAGUGAGAGGGCUUAAAACACCGACUAGGAAAAGAAAAAAAAGAGAACAUGGGCAUCAAACAUCAGAUCGUAUAUUGUAUGGCUGGCUGGUGCUGAUGGUACCGUUGCAGGAAGUAGGACAACCAAGGCGUUUUUUUGGACCCCUUUGUUGAUGCUGUGUCUGGCAAGGGUUGGCCGAUUUUGCCUGCCACUGUCCAACCGUUUGUACAUCCUUUCCCAGAGACCUGGGGGCAAGAGCAGCCUCUUUGCCCCCGGGUCAUCUGUUGAUACAACAAACCCCCUAAUAAAAAUGUGUUUGUGC